Gordionus sp. m RMFG-2023 is the source of this 1488-nucleotide messenger RNA. Its product is annotated as cysteine-rich motor neuron 1 protein-like. The coding region runs from base 1 to 1488 and encodes 495 amino acids. The transcript is spliced from 16 exons. NCBI's taxonomy places the organism in Eukaryota, Metazoa, Nematomorpha, Gordioida, Chordodea, Parachordodidae. The record is from RefSeq and is a predicted model, not a curated record.
AUGGAUUCGAAAAAGGUGAAGGCACUUGCCCAACCUGUAUGUCCUGUGUGCUAUAUAAAUUGCCAAUAUGGAUUCGAGAAAAGUGAAGGCAAUUGCCCAUCAUGUAAAUGCAAACCUAAGCCAGAACCUGUAUGUCCUGUGUGUUAUAUAAAUUGCCAAUAUGGUUUCGAGAAAGGUGAAGGCAAUUGUCCGUCAUGCAAAUGCAAACCUAAGCCAGAACCUGUAUGUCCUGUGUGCUAUAUAAAUUGCCAAUAUGGAUUCGAGAAAGGUGAAGGCAAUUGUCCAUCGUGUAAAUGCAAACCUAAGCCAGAGCCUGUAUGUCCUGUGUGCUAUAUAGAUUGCCAAUAUGGAUAUGAGAAAAGUGAAGGCAAUUGCCCAUCAUGCAAAUGCAAACCUAAGCCAGAACCUGUAUGUCCUGUGUGCUAUAUAAAUUGCCAAUAUGGAUUCGAGAAAGGUGAAGGCAAUUGCCCAUCAUGUAAAUGCAAACCUAAGCCAGAACCUGUAUGUCCUGUGUGCUAUAUAAAUUGCCAAUAUGGAUUCGAGAAAGGUGAAGGCAAUUGCCCAUCAUGUAAAUGCAAACCUAAGCCAGAACCUGUAUGUCCUGUGUGCUAUAUAAAUUGCCAAUAUGGAUUCGAGAAAGGUGAAGGCAAUUGCCCAUCUUGCAAAUGCAAACCUAAACCAGAACCAGUUUGUCCUGUAUGCUAUAUAAAUUGCCAAUAUGGAUUCGAGAAAGGUGAAGGCAAUUGCCCGUCAUGCAAAUGCAAACCUAAGCCAGAACCUGAAUGUCCAUUGUGCUCUAUAAAUUGCCAAUAUGGAUUUGAGAAAGGUGAAGGCAAUUGCCCGUCAUGCAAGUGCAAACCUAAGCCAGAUAAUCUCUGUUAUCCAGUGUGUUAUUUAACUUGCAAAUAUGGAUUCGAGAAAGCUGAAGGCAAUUGCUUGUCUUGCAAAUGCAAAUCUAAGCCAGAUAAGCCUAUAUGUCCUUUGUGUCGAAUAAAUUGUCAAUAUGGAUUCGAAACAGGUGAUGGUAUUUGCCCGUUAUGCAAAUGCAAACCUAAGCCAGAUGAGCCUAAAUGUCCGUUGUGUGGGAUAAAUUGCCCAUAUGGAUUUGAGACUGGUGAAGGUAUUUGCCCGCUAUGCAAAUGCAAACCUAAGCCAGAUGAACCUGAAUGUCCAUUAUGUGGAAUCAAUUGCCAAUAUGGUUUUGAAGCAGGUGAUGGUAUUUGCCCAUUAUGCAAAUGCAAACCUAAGCCAGAUGAGCCUGAAUGCCCAUUGUGUGGGAUUAAUUGCCAAUAUGGAUUUGAAACAGGUGAAGGUAUUUGUCCGCUCUGUAAAUGCAAACCGAAGCCAGAUGAGCCUGUAUGUCCAUUGUGUAGGAUAUAUUGCCAAUAUGGACUCGAAACAGGUGAUGGUAUUUGCCCGUCAUGCAAAUGCAAACCUAAGCCAGAUGGUAUAACUCUUUUUCUAUCGAAUAUUGAUUUAAGCUGGUGA